AUGGCAGACUCUUCAAUCGUUCUCAUCACGGGCGGCAACACCGGCAUUGGGUACGAGACCGUAAAGGCUCUGUACGCUUCACCACAACCGCACACUAUCCUGAUGGGUAGUCGCUCUCUCGAAAAAGCAAACGAUGCCAUCUCUAAGCUCAAGGAUGAAGUCUUGGAGUCCAAGUCAGAUGUCGUCUCCAUCCAAAUCGACAUUAAGGACGAUGCGUCGAUCGAAAACGCAUUCCAGAACAUCAAGAGCAAGUAUAGUCACAUCGCUAAGCUAUAUAAGAUCCUCUUCGUGACUUCUGGUCUGUCUUCCCUCGAAACCUCUUCCAGUAGCUUCAAUUCCAAGCUCAUGAACGCACCGCCGCCAAAGGGUUGGCCCAAGCCACCAUCCAUGGCCCAAACAGCUUAUCGCUCGAGUAAGGCUGGGAUGAACAUGAUGAUGCUAGACUGGACACAAAGUCUUAGCGUCGAUGGUGUCAAGGUCUUUGGCAUCAGCCCCGGAUUUCUGGCUACGGGAUUGGGAGGCAUGGGGCCGGAAAUGUUGAAGAAAUGGGGUGCGGGCGACCCGAGUAUUGGGGGCGUGUUCAUCAAGGAUGUUGUGGAAGGGAAGAGAGACGAGGAUAGCGGCAAAGUUAUUAACAAGGAUGGUGUGCAACCUUGGUAG
This is a messenger RNA of Alternaria viburni, 660 nucleotides long. RefSeq lists its product as uncharacterized. The record is from RefSeq and is a predicted model, not a curated record. Lineage: Eukaryota; Fungi; Ascomycota; Dothideomycetes; Pleosporales; Pleosporaceae. The transcript is spliced from 3 exons. Bases 1 to 660 code for a protein of 219 amino acids.